Messenger RNA from Syngnathus acus (greater pipefish), 6022 nucleotides. It is a transcript of the gene nfe2l3, whose product is annotated as nuclear factor, erythroid 2-like 3. The record is from RefSeq and is a predicted model, not a curated record. The coding region runs from base 2833 to 4719 and encodes 628 amino acids. The transcript has 5 exons. Gene Ontology annotation, molecular function: DNA-binding transcription factor activity, RNA polymerase II-specific; RNA polymerase II cis-regulatory region sequence-specific DNA binding. NCBI's taxonomy places the organism in Eukaryota, Metazoa, Chordata, Actinopteri, Syngnathiformes, Syngnathidae. Gene Ontology annotation, biological process: regulation of transcription by RNA polymerase II. Gene Ontology annotation, cellular component: nucleus.
UUAAAUGUUCUUCAAUUUGUUCUCAGAUAGUGUAUUCACAGUAUAAUGGGAAUGCUUAUUUGACUGGUUUUUGUUCUAACUUUUAUUUGAACGGUUUUAAAAUAUUUGUGAUCAAAUUGAAUGGCCCUAAUAUUUUUAUUAACGUCAUUUGUUUUGUUGCAAAAUGUGAGAAAGUGUCAACUACUUUUGAAAUAUUCUAAAUGUUUUAAAAGAAUCAUAACCAUUGGAAGAUACCCACAACAAACAAUGACAAUGAUUUUUCUUCAUGUUAUUUGGAAUUACAUCAUUAUAUAAGCAAUUAGUUAUAAUUGUUUCAAAAAUGGCUAAACGUUUGCGUAAAUAUAUACCUGACUUGCAAAUUCACACGUUAUGAAACAUCUAGAAGAGUGAAGAAAUCGUUUAAUCUCAUUUAAGCAGACUCCAAUCAAUGCCACUAGUGCCUGCUCAGACGUCGAGUGUGACUAUUAAAUCAAGCCGGCUCGCAAUCAAUAGCGUCGUCGUCAAAUUGAAUAGUUUUCAUGCACUGUCUACAAAGCGUGAAAAACUCAUUGCAAAGCUUGAUAAAUAUGGAUGCAAUUUAAAAAGUUAAAGUACACACUUAAAACAUAUCACUGGCGCGGUGAAGGAUGGCUUGAAUUGCAAUGGAACUUUUAAUGUACAAAAAUAUAUUUUUUUAAAUUAUACCGAAAUAAAUAUUCCUAUAUUCAAGGUUUGGGGAAUAGUGCACAUGAAACUCCGCUGGUCCCUGUUUUCCUGAGCGCUUGCACUAUAACGCGCAGGCGUGCAAAUUCACUGACGUCACAUAACAUUCCACCAAUCAUCUUGGAGUUUAGAGCAGCGUGUGGGCAUGAUUUAAGAGCCGCCUUCUCUUCCAAUAAAUCUGUCAGAACUUCACAAAGAUGAUUUAACUGUAUUUCACAUCGUUAUGAAAAUACUUGUGGAUUAAUCAGGUGACUGUUAAAAUGCUGUCUGAUAAACUGGAGUAGAUUAUUUUCCACAUGUUUCCCCGCCAACCUUUUCUUUCUGUUUUGAGUAGUUAUUUGGAGGAUUUCUGGACAUGGAUUUGUGGGGCGCUGUAUUCAACAAUUACUUUUGGGGGAUUGGAAGCUUUUCAAAAUAAUUUAUUAAUAAUUUAUUUAGUAGUAAAAGACAAAUAAGUCGAAACUACGUUCAGUAUGUUUUUGGGCUAUUACUGUACAAUCAGAUCUCCAAAAUAUUGUCAAACUAGAAAUACCGCGUUUGAACAGCAGGUGUCGCAAGUGGGCCAUUAGGCAAUAUUACAGUAUUUGCUCAAGAACUCUUGGACCUGAUGACCAGGCUCGAGGAUUGAACCCACUACUUUUUGGGGGGCUGAGGCGUUGGUUCGAUAUGGAGUCAGAUCAUUGAUACACUUUUAUUUAGUUUCAAGGGCAAGUUUCCAGUUUAUAUGAUGCUUUUAAUGUCUUUAUUUAUUAAAGUGCAGCAGUCAUUAUUUGUGCUUGGGUCUUUGAAAUUAAAUCAAGGUUGUCCUUAAUGUGGGACUUGAUAGACACAUAGUAUAAAUGAGUCAUUUUUACAGUGUAUUUACUGUAUAUGGUUACCAAAGUAUUAUCUAAGAAAUUCAGAGUAGAAAAAGGUCAACAAAGAUGAACUUUGAACUCUAGUUGGGUAAUCAGUAUGAGCAAAACAGAUUAAAAUGGUCAGUUAGGGUGCUUGGGUAAAUGGGACAAAUGCCGAAAUUAGACAGGAUGGUAGGCCUCUUGUUUGGCACGCCUGCCUUCCAUUUCUGAGGUCUGGGGUUCAUAUGUCGGCUCAAACCUUCUUGUGUGGAGUUUGCAUGUUUGUCCUGUACUCGUUUCUUUCUCCCUCAGCUCAAUAGGUGUAAUUGUGAAUGAUUGUCAACAUGAGGCCUACGCUUAACUGGCGACCAGUCCCGGGUGUAGUCUGCCAUUCACUCAAACACAGUUGGGAUUGGCUCCAUACCAUUUAAAUGAGAGCAUAGAAAAUGGAGGAAUUUAAAAGAGGGAAAAAACAGUUACAUAAAUUGUUUUGAUAGCGCCUGUAAACAAGUUUACCAAGUUGAUACUGUAAUUCAAACGUUUACCAAUAGGCUAAACAUAGAACAAAAGGAGGUCAGUAGUACAAACUGUCCCACCAGCCGUAAACACAUGAUUGCAGCAAGUGAAACCGGACUAUACUGUUGACAAAUCUGUGAGAGAAAUCAAACUAGUCCGAGUGAGGGUAAAAAUUAAUCCCUAACUAAAUGAAUAUUAGUCGUGAUAAGAACUGUCCGGAAGCAGUCUUUUAGUUUUUUUUUUAAAAUGUAAAUAUUUGUAGUUUUGUGUUGCGAAACAGGAAGUAGUUUUCAAUGAAGAGGAAAUAUCAUUGGGUAAAAGUAUGACAGCCAGCCAGAUUGUCCAAUCAGCGCUCGCUGUAGUCUACGCUAUUAUCCAAUCGAUGUCAGUAAUGCAAAUUUUGUCGAAGUUCUUUCUGUGGAGCACUCUUUGGUUAUCCGCAUUGAGCUUCACCCACAUCGCACUUGACGUAACAUUUGUGACGUCCGUAGGCUUUGACCAUUAAAACGACAAACGGUCUACAACAAGGGAUUGAAAGGUAGCGUAUUUCGCUAUGUUUGUUUCAAGAGGUUUACGGUAAUUGGUCAUAAAGCUGGUAGCUUAGCAUCUAGCAUAGCGUUUGCUAACUGACGAGUUCGCCGGUACAGGCGGUCCUCUUUGUCUGACAGGGGAAGGCGUGCUCUUUGUUAAGGCUUUUCCCUUUGUUUCCACCCGGAAAAAAAGAGGAACUGUUAGGCCAGCAUUACAUAUUUAUCCUCAGUGCUAUCGUAUUUAGAAAAUGCAAGUCGCGAAAAAAUACUUCACAGAAGGCCUGAUUCAGUUGACCAUCUUGCUCAGUUUGAUUGGAGUUCGCGUGGACAUCGACAGCUACUUAAGUGGCUACUACUCGCCUCUGAUUGAGAUUAACUUGGGUCCUAGCUCUGCCUACACGCAGACGCCCUUCCACAAUUUAAGAGACACCCUCGGGGGAUACACCGUGCACCCCAAAUGCCCCGAGUUGGACAGUUUCUUUGCAAGUCGCCGGCUUCUUGAGGAGGUUCGGAAUCUGGGCUCUCCGCGGUUCCCCACGCAGCUCAACGCAUGGCUGGUGCACCAAGUGUCGCCCAUUGACAAGUCUGAUGGUGGAGAGCCUUCAACUAGCAGCAGUACAGACACCGAGCCGGACCCAGAAAGCUACCAAGCCAACGAUGACAGGAACCAAGAGCUUCAGCGAACAUCUGCAUCCGGGCCUUGUGUCAGCAGGGUUGUAACACAGGAGGAUGAUGUCGUUGUCAAAGAGGAGGAGGAAUCUGCUCCAGUCACUCAGCUGGCUCUCAGCUCCACAUUGGAACAAGAGAGCGUGCUUGAUGGCAUCACUGGGCUGUCGGAGUCGCCACAUCACCCACUGCCCGCGACCGACUUCGACGAGCACUGGAGCCGCUUUCUCUCAAUGCCAGUCGCUAACCUUGAUGACCUGGACUCUCUUGUUACUGAGCGCAUGUCAGACCUGGACAUAGACGGCGGCGGGGGUGGCAUCAACCUGGAUGCCACUUUGCUGGAUGCCAUGGUAACCAGCGGCGGAGUGUUUGAUGCCACUCAGCAGAGGCCAUUAUUCCGACAGGAGUCCACCGGCUCCACCCGCUCGGGCGCUUCACCGGAGAUGGCCCUGGGGCUGGCUGCGCUGCCUUUUGCCUCGGUGUGCAACUUAAGUGGCGGCACGCCGUUGCAAGGGGCGCUGGGUGACUGCCUGGAUGAGGCCGUUUUUGACCAGAUCAAUCAGCUGGGUUUGGAGGGCUUGGAAAGUAUUGACUCACAGCUGAUGGACUCUUUUGGAAGCAUCGACCCAGACAUCCUUGAGGAUUUGGACUCUGAUUCUGGUCUCUCUCUGGAGAGCAGCUCUGGAGGUCCGGUCUCCCCAGGAUCGUCGGAGAUGUCAUCGUCCUCCAGUUCGUGCGAGGAUGAGUGCGGAGCUACGGGUUACAGCAGCGAGGUGGAUUCACUCCCCUGUAAAGGCGUUUUGGACCGCACCACCCUGUGGCCACAUGUGGAUCUCAGCGAGCGCGUGUGGCACGACCACAGCUACUCAUCUCCCGCUGUCUUCAAUCCGCCACCCGUCACUCUGCCUCACAAAGGCAUCAAGGAGGAGCCACUUAGCGAUGACGAAGGGCCCUAUCUCGAUCAGCCGGAGCUGAGCCGGGACGAGAUGCGCGCCCGCGCCUUGUGCAUCCCCUUUUCUGUGCUGCAGAUCGUCAACAUGCCCGUGGAAGAGUUCCUGGACAUCGUCGACGGCCACGGCUUCUCCCCCGAACAAGUGACGCUCCUCAGGGACAUCCGGCGGCGGGGCAAGAACAAGUUGGCGGCGCAGAACUGCCGCAAGCGCAAACUGGAUGCCAUCACGGGGCUCCAGGAGGAGGUGGACCGGCUCCACGCCCACAGAGACAGGUUGCUGAGGGAGAAACAGAUCACGGCCAAGACCAUGGGCGCCGUUGGGCAGCAGAUAAGGCAGCUCACCAGAGACGUCCUGGCUCGCCUGAGAGAUGAUUCGGGACAGCCCCUGAACCCGGACCGAUUCACCCUGCAGUGCGGGGCCAACGGCAGGGUGGUGGUUCAGCCUGUGAGGAGGCCCGCCGUCUCCACAUCGAGCAGCAAUAAAACAGACAAGAGGAAGAAAGGGAAGAAGCAGUGAUGCAGUAUUUCUUGCGCCAAACUAAAGCUGAACUUUCUUGCCUUUCUCUGGCUGCGGGAUCGCCUUACCAAGGUGUGCGUGCGUGCGUGCGUGUCGAAACCACUGCUGUUGGGAGUCUGAAACAGCUAAAGCUGCCAAAAAAGGAGAAACUCACAAAGAGUUAUUAAAAGAAAAACUUGUGAAAGGGGGGGAAUGUAGCUUACACACUGGACAUCUGAAGCUUCUUUGAAAAUGGACUCCAAGGGCGUUGAAAGGAAAGUUUGUAUGGAACUGUAUGUGAUGCAACCACUCGCUUUCUGUGCCGGCAAACAUCAAGAUGACUCGCUCGCUCGCUGGCUAUUGCGGCUGACCGAAAUGUGUAAAAGAUCAGGCAUGUUUAUACGUCAGCAUGGCCAGCUAGCAAAGAAGACGGCCAAGUCUCCUUUGUUUUGAUAUAUCCUCUCAAGCGUACCCUACGACACAAGCGGGUGAUGAUUAAUGGCUGUAUUUAUUCAAGCAUUUUGAAGUUUAUGAAAGCUUGUACGCAUCAAAGGCUGCCAAUGGCCGUGCGUUUUUAUUUCUAUCAUAACAAGUGUAUUCAAAAGUGGUCAGAGAAAUGGGAAAUUACAUACAGUAAUGUUUACACAUUUAUUUCAGAUUUUUGGAAGUGUGUGCUGUAUUGAAAUUUAAAUUAAGAUGAGAGAGAUUGGGUUACGUCUCGAUGACAUGUACCAAUGAUUGAACUGACAAGGCCUUAAGUUGCAUUGGAUGGUUUAUGUACAUGAGCCACAAUUCGAAGUCAUCGUUAACUGGUUUAAAGCACAAUUCAUACAAAUUAAUUUAUUGUAAAGAUUCGGCCAGGUUAUUUUCUACCUCUCACUUGAGUUCAUUUUAAAACUUUGGAAACAUUUUAAGUGCACUAUAUCACUCCAUUAUUGGUCAAAUGUCCCUGUAUGGACCCGAAGCAUCCCAUUAAAGAUUUAAUACAAUCAUGUUAUGUUUGGGACUGUUUGAAAAGUAUUUACUUGGGUUUGCUGUGUUUUUUUUUUUUUUCUGAGGCAUUUACAAAGACUUUGAAAUGAAGAUACGCAAUAGACAUGCACGAAUUAGUUCCUGAUCUUUUUCUUUACCAUGUUCUCAUGUUUUCAUUUUUUAUUUGUCUGGUAUGACUGUUUACUUCUUGGUACAAAUGUUCUCCCCCUCUUCUCUCCAUCGUUGAGCAAAUGUUUUUGAUUGCAUGGUAUUGUUGAAUGUGUUUUCUGCUUGGUGGGGGAGGGGACUUCAAGAGGCUUUGACAUGAUUCUGAUUAAAAAUGGAAGCGAUG